AUGUGUUUGAAGGAACACAGAGGAAUUGAGAAAUUAUAUGACUGGCAGGAUACCUGCCUUACACUCCCAAGUGUUAUAGCUGGUCAUAAUUUGAUCUAUUCUUUACCAACAAGUGGAGAAACUUUAGUAGCUGAGAUACUUAUGCUACAACAAAUAAGUAAAGAAAAAAAUGUUAUCUUUAUACUACCUUUUGUCUCCAUAGUACAAGAAAAGGUUCGUGAGUUGAUGCCAUUUGCUGAAACAUUAGGAUUUGCUAUAGAAGAGUAUGCUGCAAGUAAAGGUAGAUUGCCUCCAAUCAAAAGAAGAAAUCAGAAUGUAUUAUAUGUAGCCACUAUUGAGAAAGCUAAUGCACUGGUAAACUCCUUUAUAGAGCUGCAACGGCUAAAGUCAAUUGGUCUCAUUGUUGUUGAUGAACUUCAUAUGGUUGGAGAAGGAGGGACACGUGGAGCUACUCUUGAAGGCUGUCUAGCCAAGAUCCUCUUUGCUGAUGACUCAGUUCAAGUGAUUGGAAUGAGCGCUACAUUAAAUAAUCUCUCAGAAGUGGCGCAAUUUUUAAAGGCUAAACUCUAUAGCAAUGACUUUAGACCUGUUGAGUUGAAGGAGUAUGUCAAAAUAGGUUGUUGUAUCUACUCCAUUGAAAUCAAUGAAGAUAAUGCUGUAGAAGAUCAGGAUCAACUCUCUUCACUAGUUUUGGAAGUUAUUCCUUUGUCUUCUUGUUUGGUGUUCUGUCCUACAAAAAAGAACUGUGAAAAUGUCGCUCUUAUGUUAUGUAAAUGUUUACCAAGGUACAGGUGGAGGUCACUACAAGAUGUCAAGAGGAAAGAGAGGAAGACUUUAAUGCAACUGCUACAUAUUGAAGCAGCUGGUCUAUGUCCCAUUUUAGCUCAGACAAUACCUAUGGGAAUAGCUUAUCAUCACUCAGGACUCACUGCUGAUGAAAGACGUCUUCUUGAAGAAGCAUACCUUGUUGGAACACUUUAUAUCAUCACAUGUACUUCUACUCUUGCAGCUGGUGUCAAUCUACCGGCUAAAAGAGUCAUAUUACGUUCUCCAUAUGUCGGUCAACACUUUAUUUCUUGUAGUCAGUACAAACAAAUGGUUGGUAGAGCUGGAAGGUCAGGACUUUGUCAGUCUGGUGAAAGUAUCCUCAUUGUACAACCACAUGAUAAAGAUAAGACACAAGACAGUGAUGGGGUGUGGCUUGUUGCCGACCUCUUUAAUUGUUCUAGAGGAUUUAUACAGAGUGUGCUUCAACAAACAAGCAGUUUUGCAUCUUGUCUUGUACAUUUCACUGAGGAGUUACCUGAGCUAUGGCCGUUAAAAGCUCUUCUACCUUCUAGUUCAAAACUAUCCUACUCAGUUACCAUUGAUUUGUUGCCACUAAUAGAGAUACCUGGAAUUAAACAGGGGAGAGUUCGGCAACUCAUAGCAGCUGGCAUCAAAACACCUCAAGAUUUAGUGUCACACUCACCAAAAGAACUCUGUGAGAAAAUUGAACACCUUUUUCCCGGACAAGCUGGGAAAUUAAUAAAAUCUGCUAAGCUUCUGUUAGCAGAGAAAGCUGAGCUUUUACAAGAUGAAGCUCAGGAACUUCUUGACUUAGUUCCUAAAGAAAUGUAA
Gigantopelta aegis is the source of this 1620-nucleotide messenger RNA. RefSeq names its product helicase POLQ-like. The record is from RefSeq and is a predicted model, not a curated record. NCBI's taxonomy places the organism in Eukaryota, Metazoa, Mollusca, Gastropoda, Neomphalida, Peltospiridae. Gene Ontology annotation, molecular function: nucleic acid binding; ATP binding.